AUGACCACCCAAGAUCAUGAUAGAAAUAUUAGCGCUGAGGAAUAUGCGUCUGUUCACGAGCCUGAAACACAUCCUACCAGCCAGGACUCGAAAGGCAAAGAGCCAGCAGGAAUUGCCCCUGACUUCAAGCUUCCCAGUCAUGAAAAUGAAGACUACGCGGAAUUUAUGAAAACUCCCUCUAAUUCCCAAUUACGGACGUCUACCAGCUUGGCUAACCGACUAGACAUGAGCUUUACUGGCCCACUUGGCAUGGCCGGGAUAUAUGGGAUAUCAACGAACGAGGAAAAUGAUAAUGCUUUGCUUUCUAUGGGACUCUCGGCACGACCUUUACCUCCAAAACCAGCCUUGAAUGACUUCAUCCUUCGGAUCGGACGACUCUGUCCACGGAUGGCUGGUACAUUACUCACACGCUUCGCAGAAGAGCAGCAAUCCCGCUAUCAUUUACUGAAAGAAGCGGAUACUCGUCACUCCCGCGUUGUGGCUGACAACCAAUGCCCUUCGGAGUCCUUCUGCUUCAAACAAGGCGGCAGAGCUCGUCAUUUCUUGUCUGCCGACGACAGUUCCAUUGCGCAAUUCCCCCCUGGUUCGAGUGUCCAAUAUGUUUUGAAGUGA
Molecule: messenger RNA, 612 nt
Organism: Penicillium pulvis
Lineage: Eukaryota; Fungi; Ascomycota; Eurotiomycetes; Eurotiales; Aspergillaceae
Exons: 2
Coding region: 1-612 (203 amino acids)
Source: RefSeq, a predicted model, not a curated record